GCGUCGUGCGCGCACACACACGCACAGUGACGGUAGACACAGCGGUUCGGUCGGCCCCGGACGAGGCGAGAAGAGCGGCAAGGAAGAGAGAAGUGCCAUGGUGCCACCAGCACCGCCAUCCCCGCCCUAGCGACGUCGUCGCCGUCGCCUGCUUCUCCUUCCGGAUGCCUCGGAUUCCCGCCGUUUCGGCAGCAGACGACGCCGUUUUCCCGAUCGAAUGCACAGGGAGGUUGCCGGAGUCGUUUCCGCACCGCUGCGUUUCCUAAAGAAAGCCGCGCCGGCACCAGCGGUAGCAAGCUGCAGGCCCUGGCGAAGGAGGCUUAUUAGCGAGACCUCACCCCAACCAUGGACAGCAGCGAAGCGUUCUUCCGUGCCCGAGUAGCUCUCACGCCGCCGACGCCACGUCUGGUCGAGUUGUGAGAAUAUCACGAUUCGAGCGUUCCCGAAAGAGAGCUGUGCCUAUUGAAAGACCUGUAAUCUCCCCGCGAUGGCGGUUAUGAAUGUGUUCGUGACGUGAAAAAGAAGACAUUGGGUGAUUUCUCCGCGCGGCACCUUUCGAACGAACGGGAAGUGGAUCGGCGUGGAUCGCUGCGUUUCUGUUUCUAUUCGCCUUGGAGCGGUGUCUAGUGGCUGGUGCUUUUCUCCGCCGCGGAAGUGAAAACGGUGUUACGUCGCUUUCGAUCAAACUCACGACGCCUACGGGAGGGAUUGUGGGAUUCACUUUCGACGAGGUCGUUCGACAGUGCCCCGAGAGAUCGAUUGACUGAAGCGCUACGAGCUGGUUCAUCUGUGUGCGAUGCUGUUCUAGUUCGGGACGUCGAUCCAUCUCGAAGUGCUGUCGUUGUCUCGAGGAUAUAGAACAACGCCUGGAAAUGUUGCUGGCACGUAGUCGUGGCUGGCUACCGCUCGUCGCUGCGCUCUCCUCCGCCCUCGUGGCGCUCUGCGCUCAACCUGGCGGCGGUGCCGGCGGUGCCUCCUCCUCCGCGGCCUCGACGUCUUCGGUCGGGCCGUCGCCGGACGGCGAGGGUCGCGAGGCGACGACGGGACACCCUCGGGGCUACUACGCCUUCCAGAAGGCCCGGCGGCCCCAGGACCGGCCCCCGCGGGUGCGCAAGCCGCCCUACCACCGGGCCAACGUGCACUGUCCCGAGCGAGUGGUGUACGGCCGCUUCUCGCCCCGCGACACCCUCUGCGGAGACCUGAACAAAGGGUUCAUCCCGCUCAACCCGAUGGGACAGAGGCCGCAGGGAGAACCGUACCCAUUUGAGGUCAUCAAGAAGAAGACCCUGGCGUUCCUGUCGGGCACGCUGCCGCUACUUCGCAAGGACCCAAACCUGCCCAAGGUGGCCAGGUUCGCCGGGAGGCCGCCGCCGGGGUUCGCUGGCAACCUGUUCGCCGUGCCGCCUGGACACGUGUUCGACUACUACCACAGGCGGCGUGGUCGAAGGUCACUGGCAUCUCCCAACUUCACCCAAACGACUGACGGCCCGCAUGAGUCGCUUCGAGACGCGGAACACGAAGCGCCGGGUCAGAGGUCGUACCAGUCGACCGUGCAGGACCUAGCGCGCAGCGUCAACGCAACGUUUAGGCAACUAUGCCAGCACGGAAGUGGAACGCUGUGUACGAUCUAUUCGGCCCUCUCGACGGCCAGGGUGUCGACGGCCGUGUUGCAGACGAUACUGCAGAUGCUGACCGCCCGGACGCCCGCCAUAACGGACAAGGUGCAGGCGGGCGCGUCUGGCUCUUCUUCGUCGUCGUCUGGUUCCACCACUUCCGGUUCGUCGUCGUCUUCUGGCGGAAGCGGUAGCAGCACCCAGAGCAACCUGCUCAACAUGCUCACGUACGCGGCGGACAUCAUCAACGCCAUCAGCCCGGACGCCGCAUCUACUACCCCCGCACCGCCCAUAGUUAACAGGUCGCCGCUGACGCAGGUACUUUCAGCGCUGACCGGCGCUACUGGCACGGUCUCUUCGUCGUCCAGUCCCCUGGUGACCGUCCUGGACCUGAUGACCAGCGACAGCUCGCCCAUCAAGCUGCUGGCCAACGUGUACAGCAGCACCCGCAAGAAGUCCAAGCCGUCCGACUCGGCGCAACAGUCUAGCCUUGAGAACGACGUCGAGGGUCUGCCGCCCACCCCGUGUCCCUCGCUCGAAGAGUACGUGACGCCCACGUUCGCACGCAACUACCAGGGUGUCUGGAAGUACGUGGUUCAGAUACCGCACGAAGGGUACCUCACCCAGACCGUGCAGCAGACGAAGUGCAUGUCGAGCAGGUGCGACUUCGUCGACGGGGGCCUCUGCCACGAGUCCCCGCGCUGGGUGAGCCUGCUGGUCGCCGAGAUCUUCUACCCACACGCCGUGUUCCCCACGAGCUCUCCGCAGCGACGGCGAGCGCCGCAUCCAGCUCCCGCGCAGCCGCCGUCGCCGUACUAUCCGCACCCUCACCAGGCGCCCUUGCUGCUGCAGCAGCAGCCGCCUCCGGUGGGCGACUUCCACGCGUUCCAGCAGUACCUGCAUCGACGCGUGGGCGCCGACCAGCAGCAGCAGCAGCUGCAGGCGCUUACAGCUCAGAAACAACGAUCUCAGGAACAGAGGCCGCAGCAGCAGCCGUCCAAGAGGCGCAGCGACGUCUCGCCCGCGGGACCCAGGGCCGCGGCGAGGUCCCGGUCGUCCUCCUCGUCGACGUCGUCCAAGGACAAGUGCGACGGCUACGACCACGUCGGCUGCUACAUCGUGCGCAUGUACUACGACUGGUUCCUCGUCAACGGUUCGUGCAAGUGCUGGAAGCCCAGCGCGAAGCACGUCUUCGCGGGACGUCGCCGGUGAGACGCCGCUCGCUUUGUACACCAGCAGCGUCCGGGAGCUUCUCGCCCCGACUCCGACGGCAAACACCGUACUGCACAAGGGCUCGUGAUGUAGGAAACACGUGACUCGUGACUGCUGCGACUUCGCUUAUUUAUAAACAGCACAUCCGCAGCUAUAGACGCCAGCGCAGCGUGUUCUGACGUCGCCGUCCUUACGGUGUCCAUCUGUGCGGGGAAUGGCGCAUUCUGAACUGCCGCGCUAGGCAGGAGUGCGGCACGAGUGCUACCGGAGUGUUUUAGUCGUUUAAGCUUUUCUUGCCUGUUAUAAGCACGCGGGUUCUUUAGGUUUGGUGUGUGCAACGCAUGGACGUUUAAGGCGAUAGGUGGAACACGUAAUUAUGAGAGCUUAAUUAUGUUCUGCACAUCGCGCACAUCAGCGAUAUGGACCUAGACUGAUCGAAAGUUGGGACCCCUGUGGUAACCUGGCAGCAUCGCGUACCCCCGUGAGGUUCUUUGUACCCAAAGAAUGCCCAUGAGCAACAGAAGAUAAUCUGUCGUUGGCUAAAAGGUGCGCCAAAGGAUGGGCCAAUGGUGAAGUACGACGCCAAAUCAUCGAGGCUGUCUUAUACCUUGCCCUCAUUAGUGUGCCUGGAGCCUGAAAGUCUUCUGUAAAGAAGGAAACGGUAGCUUAAUUCAUUGCCUGCAAUCGCUAGAUAAGUUGCCAAUCGCUUGGUAGCUUCUCGGUAACGGAUGACCUGCUGCAAUGAGCUUGCUGUGGCACACGCCAUCUUUCCGUUCUACGCGCAGUGGUGUUAGCAGCAGCCUAGAGAAAAAGUGUUGCCGCGACGGCGAUUUCUUUUAUGGUUCACGUACUGUCGGCAAGAGCGAACGUUUCUCCAAGGCAAGCAGCACAGUGUCCGUGGCGUGUUGUACCAUGAAGAAGACGAUCUCUUGGUGUGGUGGUGGGUAUAUUCUUCUAUCGUCAAUUCUCGAACUACACCAGCAGAAGUGGACAGCGGGUGUCAUAUAUGUUUGAAAUCUUGAGUUUCGUUACAGUCGUUUUCUUUCUAUGAUGCCUCGAUUAUGAACUGGGCACGCCUACUAGGUUUACCUCUUCCGGUUCUCCACAAAGAGGUCCUUGCGCCCGGGUCACAUUUGUAUAUGCGUGAGCAUUUCUAUGCCGACCCAACUAGGAAACCCGUCCGUCCGUCACGUAAGACGAAUUACAAUGAAGAAAUUAAUGUACAAAAGAAAAUAAAUUCAAAAGGGAAAACGUGGGCGAUGGUGAAUUUCGAACCUACGACCUCACGCUUAGAAGCCGAGUGUCUUAGCCAUACUUGCAGAAGGCGAACCAUAUGAAUGUGUUGUACUGGCGGUACAAAACAAAUGUCAAAGGAGAUCAGUUACUACGACGGCUUUGUUCAAAGAUUUGCUGAUGGCGGAAUAAAAGCCAUCUCUGGAACCACGUGUAGAGCAGAUUUGACGCGUUUAUUUUAGGCAUCAGGAAAUUUCCGACUGCGAAAAUUUAAUGCCGAGCACGCCACAUCGCCGAUGCGCUUCGGUGGUCGCCGGAUGAGCCUUCCGUUGAGGCAUUGCCUCACCGACCGAUAUGCCACCGAUCUCUAAGUGCUCAUGCGCUUUGUGUCACAGAUAAGCAAUGAAUGAGUUUAUAAGGACGAGAAGUUUUGAUGAGAUCUUGUAUGGGUCUCAUCGCGGUUGAUAAUGGUUCGACGCAGAUGAAUAAGGCACUAACGAACGAUAAGGGCUUACAAUGAUCGGAGCAAUUCUGGUAAGGUUGGUAAGGACCAUAAAGAUUGAUAAUGGUCGGAUUGAGUCCGAUAACGUUGAUAAAGACCGAUAAUAGUUGAUAAGGGUCAGAUCAUCUUCAAUUAGGUUGAUAAAGACAAAUAAGGGUUAAUAAGGAUCGAUUGCGAUAAGGAGACCACCUAUAAGGAUUGAUAAGGGUGGGAUCGAGUCCGAUAAGGUUAAUAAUAAACGAUAUGGGUCGGAUCUAGUCCGAUAAGCUUGAUAAUGACCUAUUAAGUUUGUUGAGAUUGACAAUGACACCGAGCUGCGUGGAAAUGAGCAAGUGACACACUGCUUACGCAUACUUAGACAAAUCCAGCGGAGUUUCUGCGCGAACUUCUUAAACUUGGACCAUUCGUAGACACUGUGUGUGUUGAGAAAGACUUGGAUCGUGCGAAUAUUCGCAAUUUGGAGUGUGAAUCGAACAGUUCUUGUUGAAAUUCGAGUCUAUUCGAUCGGAGAAUCUCAUGCACGAAAUUUUUCGCAUAUUUGUCUGUGGCCGAAUAUCACAGGAUGAGAAUGGUCCUUCUCAACCUGUAAAAUGGCAAGAAUGGGUGUCUGGUGCGAAACAAACGAACAAACAAAUAAACAAACAAACAAGCAAAAAGAAAAGGUUCAAGAUCGCCUUAAACAUGUGUUGUGAAUGAAUCCCCAAAUAGACAACGAGUCAAUAUUAAGAAGCACUGGCUUCGGAGCUAACGCGUAGAGCAGUUAUCUUAUCAGUGAUGGCUAAUUCCUAGAUUGCCUGCGGAUUUCUCACGUAAACUUAGUCGAGCUAUUCAUCGACGAGCUUCACUGUGUUCACUCUGAAGUGGUGUACCAUUACAUUUUUUAAUUUAAUGUUAGAAGAGGUAUUCAGUGUUUGACUCAAUUUAUGGACUCUUAGGUGCAAUAAAAAAUUUAUUCGCCCACUGC
Dermacentor andersoni is the source of this 5524-nucleotide messenger RNA. RefSeq names its product Spaetzle domain-containing protein 6 (gene spz6). Gene Ontology annotation, cellular component: extracellular region. Gene Ontology annotation, biological process: innate immune response; central nervous system formation. Gene Ontology annotation, molecular function: growth factor activity; Toll binding. Lineage: Eukaryota; Metazoa; Arthropoda; Arachnida; Ixodida; Ixodidae. The record is from RefSeq and is a predicted model, not a curated record.